Gossypium arboreum is the source of this 3283-nucleotide messenger RNA. Its product is annotated as zinc-finger homeodomain protein 6-like. The record is from RefSeq and is a predicted model, not a curated record. The transcript has a single exon. Bases 1121 to 1834 code for a protein of 237 amino acids. Gene Ontology annotation, molecular function: DNA-binding transcription factor activity; transcription cis-regulatory region binding. NCBI's taxonomy places the organism in Eukaryota, Viridiplantae, Streptophyta, Magnoliopsida, Malvales, Malvaceae. Gene Ontology annotation, cellular component: nucleus. Gene Ontology annotation, biological process: regulation of DNA-templated transcription; regulation of developmental process.
CUAACCACGAAAUCUCAAUAAGCCAUUGGUUAGGCCAUUAUGGAGUAGGCUCUUUCCAUUGAUAUUAACAUCGAAAGCGAUGAAUGAUCAAUGCAAUUGCUGCAGGCGCAUUUGAAGCUUCAAGAAGAAAAAAGAAGACACCCAUUCAAGUACAUACAUAUAUACAUAUUUAGACAGAGAAAGAAUCUGACAUGCACACUAAAGAGACAAGUUCAGUGCCGUGGACCAGCAUUCCAGCACUUUAAUACCUGCACCCCACGAAAGCUGAAGUGGGGGUCCUCUUUUUUUUUUAAUCUUAAUUUUUCAUAAUCAUAAUCUUAAGCUUAACCCCAUAUUUAAGACAUUCUGGAAUUGAGAGAGCCUUCAUGUCUGAAUUUGAUGUUUGAGUUGCAGAGAGUGAAGAAGAAAAAAAAGAUUAACACAGGGUUUCACAAUAAUUAAGAGCUGGACCAAUGUACAGCCUCUGAGAGAGAAAGAGAGAAACAUAACAUGGUCUUGUCGGUUGUUCUGCAAGAAAAAAAAUACUGAGUUGAGUUUCACCAGUAAUCUCUAGUGGCCCAUCACCUGUUCCUUACAUAGAUGGAUUUUACAAGCUUAGAUGGGUAAGUUAGAAACAUAUAUAUAUGUAUGUAUGUAUAUUUCCUUUGCUUAAUGCUUCUAGUUUUUAAGCUCCAAAACUUUUGAGUUUCCCCAACCUUAAUCUAUGCUUUAAAAAAAAAGAAAGAACUUGUUCCUUUGCAUUGUUUAUGUCUUUUACUACUAUAGAACCAAGCUACAAGGGGCCCAUUUUUUUCUCUUUAUUUUUAUAACAUUAAAUCUCAAAAUUUUUCCUUUGUCUCUUUACACUUUGCUUACGUCUGGAUGAAAAAUGGAAGGUUUCUUAGGGUGAUGAAAAUUGGUGGGUUUAGCACUAAAAGUGGGGGAAAAGACCAUAAAUUUUGGGGGGUUAAUUAGCUGCUGAUUAUACACUAUCUUUCCAUGAUAAUGAUGAUGAUGAGUUUGAAAAAAAAAAACAUAUUUUAGUUAAUAGUAUAGUUUUGUUUUGUUUUUAAUAAAGGGUUUGUUGGGAUCAAAGACUUAGAUCUAGGUUUUACAUUAGAAAAAAAAAUUAUAUCAAAAAAUGGAACUGAGAGACCAAGAUAAGGAAAUGGGGUUGCCAUUGCCAUUGUCAAGCUCACAAACCCCAAAUCCAAGGCCACCCCAAACCCUAAACCAUUACCCUAAUAUAGAUCCAGUGCCACCUGGUUCAGUUGCAGGUGCUGAGCUUGAACCAGUAGGUUCAAGCCUUGUGGUUAGGUAUAAGGAGUGUUUAAAGAACCAUGCAGCCACCAUGGGAGGACACGUUGUGGAUGGUUGUGGUGAGUUCAUGCCAAGUGGGGAAGAAGGUACCAUGGCAGCCAUGAAAUGUGCAGCUUGUGAAUGCCAUAGGAAUUUUCAUAGGAAAGAAAUCAAUGGUGAAUCACAGUAUAUACCACCAUUACCAAGGAGGAACGGUGUUGUUCAUCUUCAACAACAACCAGUAAGGUUUCCGGCGCCGGUUAUGAUGAGCUUUGGUGGCGGCGGUGGUGGAACGGCGGAGGAGUCUUCGAGUGAAGAUCUGAGACAUGAUGAACUUAUUAAUGUUCCACAAUCAUCAAAGAAGAGAUUUAGAACAAAGUUCAGUCAAGAUCAAAAGGAAAAAAUGAUGGAAUUUGCUGAGACAUUGGGAUGGAGAAUCCAAAAACAAGAUGAACAUGAAUUGCAGAUGUUUUGUUCACAAGUGGGAGUUAAGCGACAAGUUUUCAAAGUAUGGAUGCACAACAAUAAACAAGCCAUGAAGAAAAAACAAAUGUAAGAACCACCAAAAUUUUCCUUUCUUUCAAUUUUUUUUAUGACAUGUUACAAUUCUUACAAACUUUUUUAAACAUUUUGGAUAAAUGGGAAGUAAUUUUCAUAUUAUAUACAAGAGAAAAGAAACUGAUGGGAAAAUUUUUAUGUAUUCUUCUUUCCUUUUUUUUUUUUUUUCUUUUCUCCCAAAUAGUUCUCAUAUAUAUGUCCCAUUUAAUCAUUCUACCUUUGGUUGCUCAACCCUACCAUGAGAAAAUCUUCUAUUUUACCUCUAGAAUUAAAGCCGGCCAAAACGGAAGUUCACGAGUUUUCAUGAUAUCGAUAUGAUUAAAGAUUUAGCUUUAGAUAAUAAAAUUCGUAGUAUUUACCUUCGAUAAAUAUAUUAAAAAUAAAUUUAUAUUGAGUGAAUCAAAUAAUAUCAUCUAAUUCAUUAUCAAAUCCCAUUCUUUCUAGCUAAUUUCUUAUUAAAGAAAUAUAGGUUGAAGGAGACUUAUCCUAGUUGAGAGAUUCUUUCAAAGGAUGUGCUUGAAAUUGGGUAAAUACAAAGGAUAUUAAUUGUAUAUAUAGUAUAUUGAUAAGCUUAAGGUAGUAUAUAUCUUUCUCAUUUUCUUUUCUCUAAAAAAAUAAAUGAGACAUUUGAAUGUUUGACUUUAUAAUUGAUAUAACUAUUAUAUAUAUAUGAUCAUUCCAUGAUUUGAUUCAAUGAUUUUUACUCAAAUUAUUGAUGAGUGAUGCUCAUACAUAAUCCUAAAGAGAAACAUCCCUUUAUUCCAUAUCUAUAAAUACCUAAUAUGCUAUAAGAGAUAAGCUCAAACCACCUCCAAACAAUGACCCUUCAAGAAUUUUUAUCGAAUGAAUCGAUCUCCUCUCGGCAAUAUAUGUAUAAAUUCCUCAGUGAUAAUUAAUACUUUGGAUGUCUUCGGCAGCACCUUGCACUUGAUUUCUUCACUUCCCAAGCAAACCUCCACUGUUAAACAUCGUCACCACCACUUCCUUUGCCUCUAGUUUUCCAUAUCUCUUCUUUUAUUUUCUGUAAAGGUUUUGUUUGUUUCUUAGGGGAAAAAUAAAGAAGGAAAAAUUAGUAGUGCAGUAACCAAGACCAAGAUUAAAACCCAGAUAUAUUUGAAGAUGCUGUGUUGUUUUUGUUGGUUAUUUUCUUAUUUUUCUCAAAAUUCUUUGGUGUUGAAACGUGGCAUUGCAAUGGGCAACGUGUGGCUGAGUAAGGAGGGCUAGCUGUUUAGGGAAACAACAGCCAUGAUGUAUAAUUGAAUUGGAAUACAAAGAAUAAUUUAUUCUCUUGAGAAUUUUUUGAAAUUUUUACAGUUUUAUCACUUUUAAGUGUAUUUUUAAGAAUCCGAACUACAAUCUUAAAGAUUGUAUUCGGUAAAACGGAUAUAUUUAUUAUGCAAAAUGUACUUUCAGAGGGGGAAUAAAUUAAUGAGCAGAUAUUGUUAAA